ACGCCAUAGAAGGUUAAGGGCGUGUUUUUAUUUCGGGAGUGGUCUCCUGUUGGAGGCGGGAUUUGGUUCAAAGGGGCGUUUCUUAGACUAGUUCCUUAUGAACAGUAGAUGUGGGCUGGGCUUGUAGGCGGGGACGGCGGCUAAUGGGCGGGGUUAGUUGCCAGGUGCUUAAGUUGGCAGAGCAGCUGACUGUUAAGUGUUUGUUGUGUACCCCGCGUGUGUCAGACCCUCUUCAUCCUGCGGGUAUCUUGUGGCAAGUGUAAGAAGUGCGUGUGGAACCAGCGCUCUCCGAAAGCAAAGCUUAUGCAUUAGGCCCCGGCCUGGUAACCAUGGGAGCAGUUCUUUAAUUGGCCAGUAGGGGAGUGUGUAUCUAUAAAAUGGCUUCAGAGCAGGACGGAUUUUUACCAGCUGCCACCAGGGGGGAUUCAAACUGGUCUGGAGUAUCUGGUUGGGAAUCUGCUUUGUCUGCUAUGAGGGCUGAAGUGCCUUCUAUUGAUUCAGAUGAUUCAUCCCUGUCAGACUGCGAGGAAGAAGAAUUGCAUAUCUUUCAGCGAGAAGACACCAACUUAAUUCCAGAUCUGUCCAUAGAGCUGUUAGAUGAUGGGGAACUAAACAGUGAGGUUGUAACAAGGCAGAUGUCUCUUGAGAAAGUAGAAUUCUCAGACAGCUUGGAACCCUCUCCUAAUGUAUGUGUUCCCUUAUCAGUCCAAAAGGCUGAAUUAGAUGAUACUAUAAACUCCAGAAACCCAGAGACAGAGCAGCUGUGCCCAGAACCUAUAGACAAUAUACAAACGGAGUCUAUGGUUGGUAUUAAAGACUCUGAGAAAGAAGAUGGGUUCCGGCAUGUUUUGCACUCAAGCGUUACAACUGUGCUUAAGCCACAAAUUAACAGCAAUGUUGACAGCGAGUAUGAGAUACAUCCUGGAAAUACAGAAAAAGAACAUCUAAGCACCUCUGCCCUUAGUUCAAAGCCUGUGGGCUUGUCAUUGCAGUUUCUUGAGUGCCUAGAGCAAUGGGACCUGAAUGCUCUCCUCCAUCAGCUGAAGGAAGAGGAAGUUCAAGAAAGGGAAAUGCCCCCUUUAAUACUAUCCAUGGAGGAGUCCACAGAGAGACGCCAUAAACUUAUUAUGGAGAAACUAGUGGAGUUUGCUGCCCAGCAGUCAGAAGAGGUGUCCAGUGUUCCACAGCUUGAAGAAAAGGAAAAAGAGGGCACAAUUAGCAAGAGUUCUUUUAGGCCUUAUCCUGAUCAGAAAAUGUAUUUGAAGGGCAGCGGGAAACAUCCACAGUCUUUUUCCACCAUCUGUUUAGACCUAAGAACAACCGUUUCUAAGAUGGGCCAGGUGACAAGUUUAGAACAGAACCCUGAAAAUCCCAGUCAAAGAAAUGAACAAAAGGAGAAACAUCAUCUUAACAAAACAGACCACACAGGAAAAAGUUUGCUGCUGCGGAAUCGACAUAACAUUCAGAAUGAUUCACUUUCUGAUGCCAAUAUGUCAAACUCUGAGUCACUCAGUAAGGAAAAGAAAGAAUUGGGGACACCAACCCAGAGGAAACAAAGACCGAAGUCCAAGGUUGAUAUUAGCCCCAAGCUCCAGGAGAUGGUGGGGAGAGAAGAGAAGGACGGUAGAGAAGAGCAAGAGAAAGAAAAAGAAAUACUUCAGUAUUUACCACCAAAAAGCCUCAUCAACUCCAGAGCAGAUGAGUUUGCCCAGAGGGAGAAGCAAGAGAAGGAGAAGAAGGCUCGACUCAGGAUGCUGACACAGCUGGAAGACCUCAAGCCUCGCAGCUCAGUAAAUGGCCGUCAACCAAUGGCUGAGGCAACACCGAUACUGUUCCAUCCGGAAACCUCAUACUGUCCAGGUAUCAGCUCACUGCCAGACGUAGCUAGAAGUGGAGUAGAGACGCUUCUCCUCACUAUCUGUUUGUCCAGCUGUGGACAAGUUUUCAUUCCAGGACAGCAUGGUGCGCGGUCUUCUUACCCAUCUCUUUUUCUAGCCAACACCUUCCACUGCCUGUUAACUUGGCUUAUCUCUUUGGUGCCAGGCGUAAAUACCCAUGGUAAGGUUAAUGCCCCGUUUCAUGUGUUGGGACUGCAGCAGGCAUGGCAAGAGGAAGGCUUGGCCUUAUAUGCGUGUUUAUCUCCACGGCAAAUAGCAACACAAAGCAGCCCUAAAAUCCGCAAACAUAAGGGCAAGCAAGAUUUACGAGGGACUUCUAGUUUCUACCAGCGGGUGUCUUUGUUUCUAUCACACAACACCCUGCAAAGUGUUAUCUGGUGGAGUGAAGAUGUGGUAGAGCGUUUGCAGGGAAAGCUUUUUCCACUCCCAACUGAAGUGCCAGCUGUGCGACUAAGCAGUAUUGCCACCCUGAAUUCUGCACCAGAGGCAGUGGAAAAAGUUUUCUCUUCAGCUUGUGGGUUUUACUGGCAGACGCUGGAAACGGAGGAGAAAAUAAAUCCACUUUUGUCUGAGAUUCCUACAGACAGUGAGACAGAGGUAGUAUCUGUAAUAGUGUUUGAAAGGAUGCUGAGCAACCCGACUGCAUUUCACCACACUCUGCACAUUAUCCAAACUGAAGGGCUAGAUGUCUGUGGUGUACGGCUGCUCUAUCCACAGGCAAAUGCUCUCCACUCAUACAUAGACACUGUUCCCUCAUCUUACACUGGCGGAGAUGGGCAGACGCUGCCAGUAUUAGCCUUGGCUCUACGGGGAACACAAGCAGAACAUAUCUGGGCAGAAAUAGCUGGGCCCUUUGAUCCACAACUUGCUCGCCUUACAGAUCAGUACUCACUAAAUGCAAUGUAUGGCUUCAAGAGGGGUGAACCAAUAAUGCACUGGGCUCGAAAAUCAGGGCGUCUCCUGCAGGAACUUAGUCUUUGGUUUGGUGGUAGAAUUCCUCCCAGUGGGUCUUUUAAUAUUGGAUUCCAAAACCCUUAUAGUAGAAGCACUCAACCCAGAUCUGCCAACUUGAGAUCUCGGAGCGACUCAGAGAAAGAUGUCACUGCGUUUCACGAUACAGAUCGGUGUCGACCCCCUGCCUUGCUCACAGCCAGCAUUCUAGGGGAUGUGUUUCUGGUUGUGUCCCCCGCUGUCCCUUCUGCAGCAUAUGGAGAUGUGAUCGAUAUAUGUCUCCAUCGAGGAUUUGCUCUUUAUGGUCUCCGUCGCCUGCGCCUGUCUGCUAAACGUUCUGCCAUGCUGAGCAUGUCAUCCACCCAGGUAUCAAUUUUCUGCCCUAACGUGCCCCACUCCCAAACCGAUGCUCAACCAUGCAGACAACCACGUUUGCACUGCUUCUUACUCCUUCUCAGGAAAGAGAAUGCUGCACACCACACAUCAGGACUCAUCCAAGCACUGAUGAAUGAACUGGCUGAACGGGGUCUCCUGGGGGCCAUUCAUGCAAAAUUCUCCUACAUAUGUGAAGUGGACCCUUCCUUCUGUUUUCAUGUUGCACCAUACACUGACAACCUGCUGCAGAGCCUAGGAGGUAGCCUUCAUGCAAUGCCUGACCUUAGCACUGUCCCCAUGGACAUGCUGUCCUUACGGCCCUUUGCCUCCGACCCUGAGGAUGAACAAGUCGUUGUGCUGACUAUGAGCGGAAAGCAUACUUUAAGGAGGGCUGGAUACUUCUUACAGAAAAUCCUGAGACCAACGUUGAAAACACCAGCAUCGAACACAGGAUCUGUGCAUGACGGAUUUGAACUUUUGGGGUUGAAGUGGCUACCCAGUUUGAGCCGGCUCCAGGCCAAAGAAAUCACUCCAUAUGAAGUGGGAGACCGUCCAUGGCAACGGAGCAUAGAACACCUGAUCUCUAAUCCAGCCCUGCUGUGUGCCCUGCGCCGUUCCAAUGCCUUCGCUGUUUUACAGCAUACAAUCAAACAGCUGGCACCCACCUUAGGCAUGGAGCACCCUCAGCUCAUUGCAUCUGCUACACCUGAAAUCGCUUUUCGGCAGGCAGCCCUUAUAUUUUCAGACCGGGAUCUGGUUUCUGAUCCAGAAAGUCGUUCAAGUCUGAUGUACAUCCCCCCAACUGGAAUAAAUUGUAGAGCUGGAGGUACAGAAGAUCGAAGAGGGACAACAGAAUCCAUAUUUACAUACAUGCUGUCAGGUCCGCCUGUGCUCUACACAGUUUUACUCCUAAAGCCAAGGAUCUGGAGUUCUGCCCUUGGAAAGAUCCUGUAUAAGGUUCAUCAACAAAAGUUCAUUCUGGUGGGAAUGAAACCAGUAUCUCUAACUACAGCGAUGUGCAGUCAGAUUCUCCCUGAAGAUGUUAAGAAGAGUGAAGCCCUUUGCCUGACUCACUGUGACUACCUUACCUCUGGCCCCUGCCUUGCUCUUUGCCUUCAGAGACGAGGUGCAGUGUUAAAGCUUCUGGAUGUAUUGGGCCCAGAGGAUCCAGAACUGUGCAGAGCUCAAGACCAGUUCCUGUGGAGAGCUCAGUAUGGCACCAGUGCUGUGCAGAAUGGAAUGUACGGUUCCACUUCCUACCAGGCUGCCAUCCGUGACAUAAAGACAUUUUUCCCUGAAGGUCUUCUGUUUGAAGAAUCCACUGUGCUCCAGGCUGAGCAGAUUCCAAAGCUGACUAGUGACAUUCUGGUUUGUAGCCGAUCACAUCGCCAGACAGUGAAGAACCCAGCUUGUGGACCGGAGCUGCCAACUACAGAUUUGCCCUUUACCAGUGCCCUCUGCCAGACAACCUGCCUACUGUUCCCACCCCAUAUGCUCCGCACCUCUCCCCCACCCUACAUCCCCGCACUAGAGCAACUUAUGGCCAAAGAGUUCCACAUCACAGCAGCAAGGCUUACAGCAUUUGAUCAACUACAGGCACAGCUUGUGGCAGAAAUGUACAGCCCUGGGAAUUACUUGACUGCUAAGAUCAAGCUGCUGACAGAAGGGCCUUGUCUGUUAGUAGCUGCCCAGCGGGACAAUGCAGUAACUUGCUUUCCAUCAUUAGUGCACAGUGAUGAUCGGCAUAAUAUGUCGGCGCAGACCCUUACUGAGCAGGUGCUCUGUCCGCAGACUGAAUCCCAGGCCAACAAGAUGCUCAGUUGUUUCUUUGAUUCCCUGACCCCUGACAGCAUCCACCAAAUCCUGCAUUAGGCUCCACGACAAUAGACGUAUACCUGUGUGAAAAGUCAGCACCAAGCCUCUUAAUGAGGGAUUCAGUGUGACCGUGCCAACCUAUAAAGAUGGAAAGCAUGAAGGACUUAUCUUGGGAUGAGGCUGGGAAAGCGUUGGCAAGCACAGUCAAUAGAAAUGAAGUAUUGCUCUGAGAAAAGCGAUCGAUUGCCGUGAAAAGUCCUCUGCCAACGGUAUGAAUUAAAAUCCAGCAAAUGUUUCAGGCCAGACCCAACAACUCACAUUGUGGGCCUUCAGAUUUUUGGAUGAAAUAAGUGAGCUUUUGCCUUUUUAUCAGCUGUUCCAAUAAGAUACACAAUGUAUAUAUUAGGCCCCUGAUAAACUGAAAUAUAUAUGUGUUUCAGUUUACCUGAGCCUAACGUUCCCCCCUGCAGGGCUGUUAUAUCAUCCCAGGUUCUCUUGAAUCCCUACAUGAAGGUAGGGUCUUCUUUCACACGUGCCUUUGUGAGAAGCCCCUAUUGUGUUUAUCAGUAAAUGAUUAUUUAACCGAGACACGCUUACAUUUACAUACAUGCUUUGCUCAAAUGUUCCCUUUAGAUGUUGCAUGAGAAUACUCAGCUUUCCAGAUAAAUAGCAACUUCCAUGCUAAGUCUUGUGUUUUGACUUUGAUUUUCUAAGGUGAGACACAUCUGUAAACUGAACCUGCCAUUUACCAAUAACCUGAUUGUGACUGUAAACCCAAAAAUGAAACUAUGAAAGCAAAUGGAAAUACUAUUGAAAACAGUAUCUGUCCCUUGCUACACUUUACACUGCUGGUUCUGACUACAUGCUCCAUGGAAACAAUUUAGCAGUCAUCAAGUCUCCACUUAGCAUCAUUGUUGGCAUGUUCUGUGAUUAACACACCUAUCAAGGAGGAGAAUAACAGAUGUGUGCAAGGCAUUGUGGGAAAUGUAGUCUUGGCUGGGGAAGAGUUGCUAUGAAUUGCAUUUGCUUUCCCUAUGCAAAAUAUUAUAUUGGGGUUUACUUCCCCUCAAGCUCAUUCCAUGCCUCGUUUCAGUCAACUAAUAUCUCAAAGUUCUUGUCUUAUUUUAAUAAUAAUUUCAGCGCUGGACUGUAUUGGGGGCCCACCCGGACUGUGACACCAAGGGAACUCCUGGCAGCCACAGGGGUCCACCUCCCAACUUCCAGACUCCCCCCCCCCAGUUCGACCCUGAAUCAUUUUGUUGGGUUUGAUUAAAAUGUCACAUUCUUCUUGUCUGCUCAAAGACUAGUUCAGUUAUAGGUGAGUUAUAUAAAUGAAUAUAUGAGAAAAUAUGUAUUCCAUUCAAUCCCAUGUGAAGUUAGAACAUCUAUAGUUAUUUUUCAUUUAUCAACUGAUAGGGCACAGACUAUAGUCUAAUUGGAAGGAAGUGCUGUUCACUUAUUGGUCUGUUGCAAGUGUUUUCCCAAAAACGGGGCGCAGCAUUUUUUGAUGUGUAGGACCUAGGAUUGGAAUGGCUGACUUAAAGGAUGGCUUUUGUAUUUAUUACCCUAUGUCAAAUAAUUUAUUUUCACAAUUCUAAAAUUAAAGUUCUGUUUUAAAGAA
Xenopus laevis (African clawed frog) is the source of this 6660-nucleotide messenger RNA. RefSeq names its product dynein axonemal assembly factor 8 L homeolog (gene dnaaf8.L). The transcript is spliced from 31 exons. Gene Ontology annotation, molecular function: dynein complex binding. Lineage: Eukaryota; Metazoa; Chordata; Amphibia; Anura; Pipidae. The record is from RefSeq and is a predicted model, not a curated record. Bases 378 to 5096 code for a protein of 1572 amino acids. Gene Ontology annotation, cellular component: dynein axonemal particle; axonemal microtubule; cytoplasm.